Messenger RNA from Triticum urartu, 1786 nucleotides. The record is from RefSeq and is a predicted model, not a curated record. Lineage: Eukaryota; Viridiplantae; Streptophyta; Magnoliopsida; Poales; Poaceae.
GGCACAAUCACGCUUAGCCAACGGGCAACGGGCUACGGGGAGCGCAUCCUUGUAAGCAUCCAAAAUGGAGGCGACCCUGUCCCCAAAGCCUCACUUCGUGGUCAUCCCAUGGCCAACCAGCAGCCACAUCAUCCCCAUCGUCGACAUCGGCUGCCUCCUCGCCCUGCACGGCGCCGCAGUCACCAUCCUCACGACGCCCGCCAGCGCGCAGCUCGUCCAGAGCCGCGUGGACCGCGUCGGCGCCCAGGGCGACUCUGCCGGGAUCGAGGUCGCCGUGAUCCUGUACCCGUCCGUCGAGGCCGGGCUGCCGGAGGGGUGCGAGAGGCUGGACCACGUCCCCUCGCCCGACUUGGUGCCCAGCUUCUUCGACGCCACCACGCGAUUCGGCGACGCGGUGGCACGGCACUGCCGACUCAUGGCGUCGCCGCGGCGUCCGAGCUGCGUCAUCGCCGGAAUGUGCAACACGUGGGCGAGCGGCAUCGCGCGUGAGCUCGGCGUGCCCUGCUAUAUCUUCCAAGGCUUCUCCGCGUUCGCGUUGCUGUGCUGCGAGUACCUGCACACGCACAAGCCGCACGAGGCGGUCGCGUCGCCAGACGAGCUCUUCGACGUCCCGGUCCUGCCGCCCUUCGAGUGCAAGUUCGCGAGGAGGCAGCUUCCGCUGCAGUUCCUACCGUCCUGCUCCAUCGAUGCGGAGAGUCUGCAAGAGCUCCGCGAGUUCGAGUUGGCCGUCGACGGCAUCGUGGUGAACAGCUUCGAAGAACUAGAGCACGACUCCGCUGCGCGCCUCGCCGCAGCCACCGGCAAGACCGUGCUCGCCGUCGGGCCAGUUUCCCUGUGCCACGCGCCUGCUCUGGACGUCUCAGACGAUGCAACGCGGUGCAUGGCGUGGCUGGACGCCAAGAAGGCCAAGUCCGUGCUCUACGUCAGCUUCGGCAGCGCCGGGCGCAUGCCCCCGGCGCAGCUCAUGGAGCUCGGCAUGGCGCUCGUGUCGUGCCCCUGGCCUGUCCUGUGGGUCAUCAAGGGCGCCGACGCGUUGCCCGACGAUGUCAAGAUGUGGUUACAGGAGAACACGGACGCUGACGGCCUCGCGGACAGCCAGUGCCUUGCGGUGCGCGGCUGGGCGCCGCAGGUACCCAUCCUGUCGCACCCGGCCGUGGCGGGCUUCAUGACGCACUGCGGAUGGGGCUCCACGCUGGAGAGCGUCGCCGCAGGCGUGCCCAUGGCCGCCUGGCCGUUCACCGCGGAGCAGUUCCUGAACGAGAAGCUGAUCGUGAACGUGCUCGGGAUCGGCGUCUCCGUCGGCGUGACCAAGCCCACGGAGGGCGUGCUGACGGGUGGCAGCGGCGGGGCGAAGGUGGAGGUCGGGAUGGAACAGGUGAAGAGCGCCUUGGAGAAGCUCAUGGACGGAGGAGCCGAAGGGGAAGAUAGGAUUAGGAAGGUUCAGGAGCUGAAGGCGAAAGCGAAGGCUGCUUUGGAGAACGGCGGGUCGUCGUGCAUGAAUCUGGACAAGCUGGUCCAAUCCGUCGUCUGAAAAUUAGCGCAGCAUGUCGGCCCUGAAUAAAUUCUGCUGCUUUCGCUCAUUGAUGAACAGAUUGGGGUUGUUUCUUGCUUGCUUGGAAGAUCGAGAGUGAAAAACAUAUCCUAUGUUGUAAGUUGCAACUGUAUCUCAUGCCAACUCAGUCUACAAGUCUCUUGUUAGGCGCUGCCUGCUUCGUAAAAAAAGAUAACGAAGCUGGCAGCUGCUCUACCAUUUGAAUAAGCAAAGUCUAGAGAAUGUUUACGAAUA